Molecule: messenger RNA, 1327 nt
Organism: Coregonus clupeaformis (lake whitefish)
Lineage: Eukaryota; Metazoa; Chordata; Actinopteri; Salmoniformes; Salmonidae
Product: T-lymphocyte surface antigen Ly-9-like
Exons: 8
Coding region: 66-1121 (351 amino acids)
Source: RefSeq, a predicted model, not a curated record
AAGUUCAAAAGCUAGCGGUAUCUGUAAAAUACCAUGACCAUUAACAACCAGCAGCUAGGAAACACAUGCUCCAAAACUACCACCAUCAGACAGUGACAGACCCUGAACACACCCACUCCUCAUCAUCUAACUCUCAAGACGAGCAAAGGAGCUACCAGUCAGAGAUAGAUGAGGGGGACGUACAGCCAGAGGAAACAGACACACAACACCUAACAGAGAUGUCUGGUGGUCCCCUCUCCUGCUUCUCCAAACAGGGAAUACUCCUACUCUCUAUCCUCCACUAUGGGAUCUGGGCUGAAGUCACAAAGGAGAAGUAUGGAUUGAAGGGGGGUUCGGUGUGCCUGCCUGUAGAAGAACCACCGGAGGAGCUUGCAAGCCAAAGUUGGAAGGUCAAUAGUACCAUAAUAGUUGCUGACAAAAUGGUCUCUCCUAAAUACAUGGAGAAAGUGGAAUAUAAUCCAGUGAACCACUCUCUGUGCAUUAAGAAUCUGAGUGAAAAAGACAGGGGAACUUACAUUGCAACCUAUGAGAGAAAUUGGGAAGAGUCAACUACUACAUACAUACUAACAGUACAGGCGCCUAUAUCCAAGAUGGUUAUCCAGACGGACAUCAAGCUAUUGGCCAACCAGUCCUGUUCAGUGUGGCUGCUGUGCAACGUGUCAGUCUGCUCCAACCUCUCCUACACCUGGGAGAGAGGGAAUGAGACGUACAGGGACGACCAGCAGAUACACUUCUCUCUGUCACCAGCAGACGGAGACAUCAGUGUAACCUGCACUGCCUCCAACCUAGUCAGUGAGAAAUCUGCCUCCACAACAGUGAAGUGUAGUAAUGACACAACCACCCCAGGGCGGGUGUGGUAUAGCAUCUGCAUCGGAGUGUCAGUGGUGCUGAUCCUCAAUGUAGCUGUGGCAGUGUAUUACUGCAGGGGCCGCCGUAACACGGCAUAUCAAAUUGACAACACAAUAUAUUCGGAUGUUAUGGGCAACACAACAAUUAAAGAUACAAGAGGGACUGUGGAUGACCUGGCUGACCCAAGACUGAACAAGCCUCAGACUCUGUAUGACACGAUCAAAAUUGGACGCCCAAUAGCGCCCUCUUCUGCCUACCAGGAAGUACUGUGAGCUGAGCAGGUUAUGGUCAUAGGAUUGGCCAUAUAUUUCUGCAUCAUCUGCACCCUAGGCUACAUUCUGUAGAUAGAUGUUACUGUUCAGUUUUAUCAAGACCUGCACAUUUCUGAAAUGUUUGUGCAUAUUUUUUUUCUGAUUGCAUUUUUUACAUUUUUAGUCAUUUAGCAGACGCUCUUAUCCAGAGCGAUUUACAGUUCAUG